AUGAGCGGGUAUGAAGCUGAAGACUUCAGCAGACUUUCAGAUGCCAAAAGAUCCGUUCUCAGUGAAGACUUCUGCAGAAUUCACCUCCUCUUCCCGUCAACCGAGGUUAGCCGCGGCUUGCUUCAGUUUGCCGAAGGCAAAGCAUUGGGCCCCGAGGGGCUUUUCUGGUUGAAGGUGAACCUCGCAAAUCUCUUCGGCAAGAAUAAGGUCUCUCUGGAGGAUCGCGCUGCCUGGGUGGAUGCUCAAAGGGAGACCAUUGUCAAGGUGGUCAAGGACCCUCUGAAGGCUGAGAACGUGGAGUGGUGGUCCAAGGCUGAUGAUGGGCCAUGGCAGGCUUUAGCCCGAUGCUUUGAGUUGGAGGAGAUCUGGGCCAGUCCUCGCCCGCAGGAAUACAUCAGUCAUCUUCCAGUUCACAUGGAUGGAUCCUGCAAUGGACUGCAGCACUACGCGGCGCUGGGUCGAGAUGUCAAGGGGGGCGAGGCGGUGAACCUGGUGCCGGCGGAGAAGCCACAAGAUGUCUACACAGUGGUGCUGAAUGUGGUGAAGAGGAAGGUGCAAGAAGAUGCAGAUUCUACAGACGAGAGCAAGGAGGUCAAACGGGUCAAAGCACGGCGGCUGCAAGAGUUGGACGUGCUCCAGCGGAAGGUGGUGAAGCAGACCAUCAUGACGAUUUGCUAUGGAGUCACCAGAGCAAUGUCGGAGGCGCAGGCGCGGGCGUUGCUCACGCAAGCGGAGAGGCACAAUGACGAGGAGGAGAGCAAAGAGGCGGAGGCCAAGGCUGAGGAGGCUUUGAGAUAUCUUAGAAGCACGCCCGAGGCGAUCCCAGGCCCGGCCGAUGCGGUGCGGAUCUUGGCUCUCGUGAGCUCCUCCAGGGGCGAGCGAAAGGCCGCGCUGCAGCGCAUCGCCGCCGAGAGGGCGCUGCUGAAAAGCCCACGGGCGCAGGCCGUUUUGACCUUAGCCUUUGCCGAGAUUGCCAACUCCCGAUGCGGCAGCAAGCGUCGCGAGGAGGCGCUGAAGGCCGCGCUGGAGGCCGUCGAAGCCUUCCGCAGCCUUGGGGAACAACGGAUGGAGGGGUGGGCCUUGGUCGCGCUGGCUCAUACGCACGUGCAAAGAGGCACCAAGAGUGAGAUCCCAGAAGAACUGGACCGCGCCUUGGACGCUGCCAGCCAAGCAGAAGAGCUGCUGCGCGCGGUGGGCGACCGGGUAGGUGAAGGGAAGGCCUUGCAUACCAUUGCUGUGGCGCUCUCCUUCCAAAAUGAGGUGGACGAGGCGGUGGCGCGCUCGCGGGAGCUGGUCUCCUACUGGCGAGACCUGGGCUAUCGACGCCUCGAGGCUUUCCAGCAGGAGUGUGUCAGCGAAUGGGAGCUGGCACGCCAUCGGCCUGAGGAGGCUUUAGAGGCAGCGCAAGCAGCCUUGGAGCAGAAGGCGCUACGCGAGGCGCAGGAGACGGCCGACGUUCGCAUGCCGUCGCGGUCGGCGGCGGCGCUGAUCCACGCGUCCAACGCAUAUCUGACCAUGGGAAUGACCGAAGAGGCACUGAAGCUGUCGAAAGAGAGGCUGGAGGUCUUCCAGAAGAAUGCUGAUUUUGAAAGCGAAGUCGUAGCGCAAUCCUCCAUCGUCUCAGUCUACGUGAACUCCGACCGACUUCAGGAGGCCGCGGAUGUGGCCGAAGAGACGCUCCGGAAGAUCCGGAAGCGCAGCUCGACGCGGCUUCUGAAAUGUUGGGAAAAUGAUUUGCUGCAGACCCUGGCGAAGAUCUACCUGAAAGCCGAGGAUGCCGAACGAGCGGAGCACACCAUCGACCAAGCCAUGAAAUUGGCGGACGAGCAGAAGGACCGGAAGUCCCUGGCUGCGUGCUACUUGCUCCAGUCUGAGCUGGCGCUCCUGAAGAAGGAGAACCGACUGGGCCUAAAGGCGGCCAUGAAGUCCAGGGACCUGUCGCGGAAGACCGGCACCAAGAAGGGCGAGGCUUCAGCCUUGCUGCAGCUGUGCUCGGCCUAUUGUGCGCGAGGGGAACUGAAGCGAGGCGCCGCAGUGACGGUGGAAGCCCAGCGGAUCUUCAAUUCCGUGGCCGACCGCGAAGGGGAGGCGGAUGCCUUGCGGAUGCAGGCAGAGGUUAGGAUGCAUUUGAAUGACUUCACCCGCGCGAUCGCCGCCUCCCGGAGGUGCCGCGAGCUUCAGAGGGAGAUGGGAGAUCGCAAAAGUGAAGCGUGGGCGUGUAUCCAGCUAGCGCAGACUCUGCUCUCGGCAGCCUCUGAAGAAGAAAAGCAGGAGAUGGAUCGACGGGCCAAAGCCAAGGAGGAGAAGGCCAAGAACGAGGGCAAGGUCCUGGAGGAAAAGGCUGAAACCGAUUGGUUCCAAGCAGAGACCCAGGUGGCUGAAGAAGACGAGGAACGACCCGCGCGGGCCGCUUUCGAGCGUGCCUUGCAAUCUGCGAAAGAUGCGCUCCAUAUCUCAAGGCCCUUGGAGGACGAUCAACUCCUCGUUCGAGCCCUGUUGUCGCUGGCCACCGCGCACAUGAUGUCGCUGGAGCCGGAGGACUCGCACAAGUGCAUUGAUGAAGGCAUGCCGCUGGCACAGACGGUCAGCGAUAGCUCCGCAGAAGGGCAUUUCUUCCUGCUGAAAGCUCAACUUGCGGAAUUCGACGGCGCCAAAGGAUAUCCUCAGGCCAAAGAGUUUGCCAACGAGGCCUUGAAGCUCUUCCAGAUGCAGCAUGACGAGUCUGGCGAAGCCGCUGUGGAAGCCAUCUUGAAGAGGAUCACCCCGAAGACCGUGGGCGUUCGCCCCACCAACACCGGCGGUGUGAGCUACUUCGCCGGCGAGGGCGAGGAAAUGGAAGAGUAUUGGGAGGAAGAAGUCUACGAAGAGAUCGUGGGAGGAGGUCCUGUGGCCGGUGGGCAGGGUCAAGUUCAGCCCUACAGUGGGCCCACCAAAGAGGAGGUGGUGUCCGUGGUCAGUGAUGUGGCUUUGGGCCUCAUCGGAGUUGAGUCUCUCGACAACGAUGAACCUCUCAUGGAUGCUGGCUUAGACAGUCUCGCAGCCGUGGAGUUUGGGAACACACUGGCGAAAGAGUUUUCAGGCAUUGCCUUGCCUUCGACCAUGAUGUUCGACUUCCCCUCGGUAAAGCUCUUGUCGGAGUUCAUUGAGAGCAGCAUGCGCGAGAACCACGAAAAGGCACAAGCAAGCCUCCAGAAUGCUCCCAGCGGCGCCGGAGCAGGACAAGUGGUGAAGCGCACCCGUAUGGUGAAGAAGUUCCGCCCCAAGCCACGGGCGGCGCGGCAGGCGCCGCCACGGCAGAUGCAGUUUAACCAGGUCGCCGAGCCAAUCCAGAUUGUGCAGCCCAUGAUGCAGGGCGGCACGAUGGGUGGAGCUCCAGCGGCGAGCCAGCAGCUGGCGAGCGGGCCAGGGCCAUACAAAGGCCCGUCGGUGAACGAGAUCGAGGAGGUCGUCAAGGACACGGCGCUUUCGCUGAUCGGUGUGGAGACCUUGGCGAAUGACGAGCCAUUGAUGGAUGCCGGCUUGGACUCCCUGGCAGCCGUGGAGUUCGCCAACGCCAUCUCCAAGGACUUUGUUGGACUGCAGAUGCCUGGGACGCUGAUGUUCGAUUACCCCUCAGUGAAGACCUUGACUCAGUUUAUCGACGCGGGGCUGAGGGAAGCCCACGAGCAGCCCCUGAUAACUCGUGUUUUUUUGGUCGCUUUGGAAGAACACCUGGGAGGACGGAAGGACCAGGCUGUGGAGGUGCCGGUGGGCAGAGGACCGACAGAGUUGGGUGCCAUGCGACAAGUCCAAGGGCAGCUUGAGGAUAGUGUGGGCGAGAAGGUGGAAGCUGAAGAGAUCAAGGCCUUGGCCGUCUACCUCUCCGGGAUGGUCUUGAACUCCAUCGAAGACGUCUUCAGCGAAGCCAAGAAAAUCCAGACGUGGUUCGAGCAAAUCAGCAAGUUGUUCAACAGCGCCGAGGCGCCAAUCUCUUGGAUCUCGCCGGUGGGCUUGGCGUGUGCACAGCCCUACCACAAGCCCAAAGUGGUGGUCAUCAGCUCGAAGCGCCAGACGGUGAGCCUCCGGACGGGCGAUGAUGUGCCCAUCAACAAGAACAAGCAGCGGAUGGGCUUUCCUCCCAACUUCAUUCAUUCCUUAGAUGCCUCGCACAUGAUGAUGGUGGCGGAACGAUGCCAGCAACGGCAAAUCGCCUUUGCAGCGGUGCACGACUCCUUCUGGAGCCAUGCAGCAGACAUCCCUGUGCUGAACGAAGAGAUUCGUGAAGCCUUCAUCGAGCUUUACCAGAAGCCAGUGCUGCAGGACUUAUACGAGGACCUUUGUGUACAUUUGGGAGGUCCAACUGUGCCUGAAGUUCCCUUGCCAGGAGAGCUGGACGUGUCCGUGGUGCGUGAGAGCAGGUAUUUGUUUUCCUGA
Durusdinium trenchii is the source of this 4413-nucleotide messenger RNA. The record is from the annotation of a GenBank genome assembly. Lineage: Eukaryota; Dinophyceae; Suessiales; Symbiodiniaceae.